GCAGGAGCCAGAGGAGGAGGAGGAGGAGGCGCCAAGGCUACUACCCUGGACAGCACCCGCGCCUCCCCAGCCCUCCUCGCUCAGCAGCCCUGCCGCCCCAGCCCCGGCCUUGGCUCCUGAGGCUGCGAAAUGGAGCAGCUGAAGGCUUUUGACCGAGAAAUAAAUGAGUUUGUGGACUAUCUCUUUGGACCUAGAGAUCCCAGGGUCAGAGGAUGGCUUAUGCUGGAUUCCUGCUUACCAACCCUUUCCCUCACUGUUUUAUAUCUGCUCUUCAUAUGGCUGGGCACCACAUUCAUGAAGAACAGGCCAGCUUUGUCACUCAGGGGUCUUCUUAUUGUAUAUAACCUCGGAGUCACAAUUCUUUCCUUUUACAUGCUCAUAGAGCUAAUUCUUGCCACUUGGGAAGGAGGCUAUAAUUUACAGUGUCAGAACCUGAACAGUGCAGGAGAUGCCGACAUUCGGGUGGCCAAGGUGUUGUGGUGGUAUUACUUUUCCAAAGUCAUCGAAUUUGCGGACACCAUUUUCUUUGUGUUGCGGAAGAAAAACAGUCAAAUUACUUUCCUUCAUGUUUAUCAUCAUGCCACUAUGUUCAACAUCUGGUGGUGUGUUAUGAACUGGAUACCUUGUGGACAAAGUUUCUUCGGACCUACCUUGAAUAGUUUUAUCCACGUCCUCAUGUAUUCCUACUAUGGACUAUCCGUCAUUCCAUCCAUGAGGAAGUACCUUUGGUGGAAGAAGUAUCUCACUCAGGCACAACUGAUCCAGUUUCUGCUCACCAUUACCCACACACUCAGUGCAGCUGUGAAACCAUGUGGAUUUCCACUUGGUUGCCUCAUUUUCCAGUCCUCAUACAUGAGCACACUGGUCAUUCUAUUUGUUAACUUUUAUGUUAAGACAUAUCGGAAAAGACCUUCAAGAGUUGACAUGAAAGAGGUCCCUCUGAUGAUGGAAGUCAAGAAUGGAUUCCAUAAAGACUACUUAAUGGCAGCUAACGGCACUCUGAACAAUAAAAAAGCACAAUAAGAAGUAGAAUUUAAUUAUUACAUUGUAGUGUACAAAAAUCUUUCUCACAUCUCCCUCCUUUUUUUCUAAAAAAGAGAAAAAUGAAAAAGACUAAGUUGAUCAGGCCAUCAUACACAACCUUAGUACAAGCUUCGACAUAGCUGCAUUACAUUGACCUGUCCUUCUUCGUACUCCCUGUUUAACUCCUUGCUGAUUACUUUAUAAUCAGUCAUUUUUACUAUUUUCAUAAAUGCCACUAUUAAUAUGAUGAGGGCUGUUAUCAUUUCCUUCACCCCAACAAAGCCACAGUUCUGUCAUUUUUGACACAGGCAGAAUGUUUAACAGUUGUCCCCCAGAGACAGGAGGUGCACCCAAUCUUGACUUCACUGGUGCUCCUCCAAGUUGAAUGGGAGCUUUUGCCUUCAGAGGUUUAGCAUUAGCAGAACUUUUAUAUUUCUUGAAGCAGCUGCAAAAGGGGAUCAUCCCCCCCCCCCAAGUAAUGGAUCCAUUGGCCACCCUUGUCCCCCAGAACAGAAAGGCAGGGUUGUGCUUUGAAUAAUGGUAUUCUAACUUUUGAAAACUAGCAGCAUAGUACAUGCUGGUUUACAAGGUUAUUUGUUGUUCUGAUAUGCACCAUCAUCUCUGUAUUCAGGAGAGUGUAUAUUUUAUUACAUCUGCAUGGUAACACAACUUUCUCUCUAUCCACUUCAAGUUUUAUACAUUGCAAUUUUAUAGAUUGUUUGGGCAAGAAGUCACUUGAGUCCUUAAAAGUUUUUGUAGGGCUAAAAAGGCUAACUACUCUUAUCACUAGUUCUAACAAAACCUUAAGGAAUUUAAAAUAUAUGGUGCAAUAGGAUUUAAUUACAAGUUUCUGACAACCAAGGCAUCUGAAUUGAAAUGGCACCAUCUUAUCCAGGGUAAACAUUGUGGGGCCUUCCAGAAGUUGAUGACUUUAGCUCCCAAUAUCCCUAGCCAGCACAGGCAGCAGUGAGGGAUGUUGGGAAUUGUCAUUCAACAUCUGAAGGCUUGAACAAUUCUUUCCCUAUUUAAAAAAACACAAUGGUAGGUGCCACCUUCUAAACUGGGGUGGGAAUCAUGCAGCACUCCAGACAUUGAUGACUGCUACUCCCAAGUCAACAUAGUCUGUGACAAAGAAUGCUGGGAACUGCUAUUCAACAAGAUCUGGAGGGCUGCAGAAUUCCCACCCAUUUGAAAGUCAGUCUUGCUUUGCUGGCUAAAGAUAAACAUGUUCAAAUGGUCAAUGUAAAUGUUUCAAGCUGUAAAGCCCAGAAACAGAACUCUAUCCUUCAUUUUUGUGGGUUUUUCGGGCUAUGUGGCCAUGUUCACAAAAAACUAUGGAUGCCGGCCAUGAAAGCCUUCGACUUCACAGAACUCUAUCCUGAUUGUGUCAGAGAGUCAAAUCACAAAAAUUAUUACAUACCAUCUUUUACUCAUUCAAUUACCCAGCCAAUUCCCUGGCUCUAAAUGUGGUUUUCCUCACCCUGCAUUUUACUUUUCUGUGGUUUUAGAAUUAGGAAAUAACUUAGAGCAUACGAAAGGUGCCUAUAUAAAGGUAAGCAUUAUUACAGUGCGUAUCACAUCACACAGUUGACAAGACCUAUAAUACAAUCCAAUGUAGAAGGAAAUUUUACCAAUUUUAGUAGGGCUUAUUUUCUAGUAAGGCUACAUAGAUCUGUAGUUUUAAAAUGAAAAGGAUUACACAAUAAUUUGGAUGCAUUGUUUUAGGAACUGCUCCUGUUCCACAGCAAAUCUCCCAAUGGAGCAGUUUUUUCCUAUUUAAUUUUAUUGGAAGUGGGUUUAUGCAUGAUCCAUACAUGCUUUGCCAUUGAACAGAGCUGAAACAAAAGGUACUUGAGGUAUCACCUCUGACUUUCGAGAAUGCUUCCUCCUCUCCACUGUUUUAGACUGCAACUCUCAUAACUACCUAGCAGUCAGUGGUCAAGAAUGAUAAGAGCUAUAAUCCAAAAGGUAGAGAAAGCACCCCUUUUCAGUAAAGUAAUGCAGAAAGGUUCUAUAAUGAUGGAUUAAUUCAGCACAUAAUCAUUUUCAGACACAGGUGAAAAGCUAGGGAGCAUUAAUGUUUAAUGCCAGUAGCCACAUGAGUUUUGCAAGAAAGAUGUUUUCAGUAACUCUAAAUUCAAUCAAAUUUUAUCUAAAAUAUUUGAAGAUAGGAAUUGGCAUUCCAAUAUAAGAUUUUUCAUUCAGUGUCAUGAUAUAAAGUACCUCAGUGCAGGCAUAUAUAUCUUUUGAGUAUUUAAGUCCUGACAUACAAGGGAGAAUAAAAGCAAUCAAUUUCUCCUCACUGUGGGAGAAAAAUAUUUCUCCACAAGUAUUCUUCAUGUACUUGACCAUCCAAAGUGUUGGGUAGGAAUUAUUGUGAAGUUUGAGAUGUUCAAAUACUGGAAGAAAACUGUACAGAAAUCUGUUUUUAUUAAUGGUGUUUCCAUGACUGUUUUUAACCUGUAAAUGGAUAAUUGUAAACGUUCUUUCUCGGUGGCAUGGGACAAUCCUACAUAUCUUAUUCAUGACAAAUCUGCUAGUAAUACUAAAACUGUGGUUGUUCAAUGCUACUGGUAAAGUUCCUUCCGCUUGAUUUCUGAAACAUAACUACUAGAAAUGGUUGAGUUUUAUCCAGAGGCACACUUUAAGGCAACUGAAUGUGUGUGGGAGAAGCCCAUCAUGACAGACAUUUGUGUGUGUUGUGUGCCUUUGAGUCAUUUCUGGCUUAUGGAGAUUUUAAGGUGAACCUAUCACUGGGUUUUCAUAGCAAGAUUUUGUUCAGUGCGAGUUUGCCUUUGCCUUUCUUUGAGGCUGAGAGAAUGUGGCAUGCCAAAGGUCACCCAGUGGAUUUCCUUGCUGAGUGGGGAUUCAGACCCUGAUCUCCAAAAUCAUAGUCCAACACUCAAACCAUUAUACCAUGCUGGCUCAUGAAAUGUUUCUGAACCAUUUAAAGGAUGCCAUCUUAAACAUGACAGAUUCCAUUCAGUUUGAGAGAUCAGGGCCAGCAAACAUUAAGAUUCUGCCUCUUCUUCUUUUGUAGGUUUUUUUAAAUGCUUGGUGGGGAGGAGAACACUGCCUUACUCAAUCUUUCAAAGGGCUGAAAAAAAUAAGCAAUGUUAAAAUUCACAACUGCUUGUUAAAUGAUAAUCAGAAAUGCUCUGAAUACAUAAGUCAUAAAAUGCUGCUGUUUUGAACCACCCUUGCGAUUAUGACUUUUUAAAAAAUUACUGUAAAAAUUUACCUUGGAAAAUAAAUAUACAUUUUACAGUCA
Messenger RNA from Sceloporus undulatus (fence lizard), 4294 nucleotides. RefSeq names its product ELOVL fatty acid elongase 2 (gene ELOVL2). The transcript has 8 exons. Lineage: Eukaryota; Metazoa; Chordata; Lepidosauria; Squamata; Phrynosomatidae. Bases 130 to 1023 code for a protein of 297 amino acids. Gene Ontology annotation, cellular component: endoplasmic reticulum membrane; endoplasmic reticulum. Gene Ontology annotation, molecular function: fatty acid elongase activity. The record is from RefSeq and is a predicted model, not a curated record. Gene Ontology annotation, biological process: very long-chain fatty acid biosynthetic process; fatty acid elongation, polyunsaturated fatty acid; fatty acid elongation, saturated fatty acid.